Molecule: messenger RNA, 2022 nt
Organism: Colletotrichum abscissum
Lineage: Eukaryota; Fungi; Ascomycota; Sordariomycetes; Glomerellales; Glomerellaceae
Product: alpha-xylosidase
Exons: 2
Coding region: 1-2022 (673 amino acids)
Biological process (GO): carbohydrate metabolic process
Molecular function (GO): carbohydrate binding; hydrolase activity, hydrolyzing O-glycosyl compounds
Source: RefSeq, a predicted model, not a curated record
AUGAUUCACCACAAGGACGGCCUUCUGAUCUAUCAAUAUGAUGGGGAACAAGUGUGGAUCCAGCCAUGGGGUCCAGAUGCCUUCCGAGUCCGAGCUACCAAGGCUCAUGUGAUGCCCGCUGAGGCAUGGGCAUUAGAAGAAGAGCCAAAGCAGGUCAAAUCAGAGAUCUCACUCGCCGAAGAUGGCUCAGCCAGCAUACAAAACGGGAAGGCAAAGGCAUUCGUGAGCAAGCGGGGAAAGAUUACCAUCUACAACGCCGACGAUGUCGUCGUCCUCGAAGAGUACGCCCGGAACCGUCGCGACCUGCUCGACGCCAAAUGCAGCGCCAUUGAGGUCGAGGCCCGCGAGUUCAAACCUCUUCGGGGCGGCGACUAUCACCUCACAAUGCGCUUGGAGAGCCAGCGACCUGACGAAAAGAUAUUUGGGAUGGGACAGUAUCAGCAACCCUUCCUGGACCUCAAGGGCCUCGACCUCGAGCUGGCACACCGUAACUCGCAGGCCAGUGUGCCCUUCGCGUUGUCUUCUCUAGGCUACGGGAUCCUUUGGAACAAUCCCUCCAUCGGCCGCGUUGUGUUUGGAAAGAAUACGACUGCCUUUGAGGCGUACUCUACCAACAUUCUGGAUUACUGGGUCGUGGUCGGCGACACACCCGCCGAUAUCGUGCAGCGUUACGCAAAUGUGACUGGCAAAGCUCCCAUGAUGCCAGAACACGGCCUGGGCUUCUGGCAGUGUAAACUCCGGUACGAGACCCAAGAGGAGCUUCUUGAGGUCGCCAGGGAAUACCGCCGUCGGGAACUUCCCCUCGAUCUCAUCGUUAUCGACUUCUUCCACUGGCCGUUGCAAGGCGAGUGGAAGUUUGACCCUCAAUAUUGGCCCGAUCCAGAUGCCAUGAUCCAAGAGCUCCGCGAGUUGAACGUUGAGCUCAUGGUCUCAAUCUGGCCAACAGUGGAUCAAAGAUCGUCAAACUUCCAAGAGAUGCUCGAGCAAGGAUUCCUCGUCCGCACCGAGAGAGGUGUCCGCACCAACUUUGAGUUCGAAGGUUCUACCGUGUACUACGAUCCCACCAACCCGGGGGCUCGUAAGUACGUCUGGAACAAGGUCAAGCAGAACUACUUCUCAAAGGGCAUCAAGACAUUCUGGCUUGACCAAGCCGAGCCAGAGUAUUCCGUCUACGACUUUGAAAAUUACCGCUACUUCCUCGGCCCGAACCUUUCCGUCGGCAAUAUCUAUCCCAAAGAAUACGCCCGAACGUUUUUCGACGGUCAGAAGGAGGCCGGCCAGAAGAAUAUCGUCAACUUGCUACGCUGCGCAUGGGCCGGAAGUCAAAAGUACGGCGCGCUCGUCUGGAGCGGCGAUAUCGCGUCCUCGUGGGGCAGCUUCCGUAAUCAGCUGGCAGCCGGACUGAACAUGGGUAUUGCAGGAUUGCCCUGGUGGACGACCGACAUUGGAGGAUUCCACGGCGGCAACCCCGAAGACGAGGCCUUCCGUGAGCUCUUUGUGCGGUGGUUCCAAUGGGGCGCGUUCUGCCCCGUGAUGAGACUGCACGGCGACCGAGAACCGAAGCCGGGCGGCUUGGCUUCGAGCAGUGGAGCGACCAACGAGGUCUGGUCGUACGGCCCGGCGGUGUAUGACAUCUGCCAAAAGUAUCUCUUCAUCCGCGAAAAGUUGAGAGACUACACGCGGAGGCUGAUGGCUGAGGCCCACGAACAUGGGUCGCCUGUGAUCCGAUCGCUGUUCUACGAGUUCCCGGGAGAUGAGAGGUGCUGGCAGCUUGGGGCCGAGCAGUACAUGUAUGGCGAUGCCUAUCUUUGCUGCCCCAUUGUCAAUCCCGGCAUCACCAAGGCCAAAGUCUAUCUGCCGAAGUUGGAUGGUGGAGAGCGAUGGACAACUCUUCCUCACGAGGGCUCUGAGGGGCAAGACUUUGAGGGCGGACAGGAGAUUGAGAUCGAGUGCCCUCUAGACUGGAUGCCAGUGUUUGUUAGAAAGUCAAAGGCAGAAGUCGUUCUGCACAGAACAAAGUAG